Penicillium canescens is the source of this 1227-nucleotide messenger RNA. Its product is annotated as O-methyltransferase family 2. The annotation marks the transcript as partial. The transcript is spliced from 5 exons. NCBI's taxonomy places the organism in Eukaryota, Fungi, Ascomycota, Eurotiomycetes, Eurotiales, Aspergillaceae. Gene Ontology annotation, molecular function: O-methyltransferase activity. The record is from RefSeq and is a predicted model, not a curated record.
AAACUUAGUAGUCAGUGUCAAUUUCUUACACAAAACGCAAGAAUGCGUCAAGAACUCGAUAUCACAGGCCAAAUUACUGCCCUGGCUGGGACAAUCAAGUCCGAGGAACUCGAUGAAGUUACCCGGCUACAGGCUUUGAGUGCUGCUCGAGACUUGCUAGAGACCCUGGAGUCACCGGUUGAAAGAAUUAUCCAGGAUGUUGUGAUGAACCCUCCCAUAUUGACGUCUAUUCGCAUGGGGGUCCAACUCGGCAUAUUCACGCAAAUCAGCCAGAACCCAGAGCAUGGAGUGACUGCCCAGGAAAUUGCGGAAAGAUCUGGAGCAAGUCCGAUCGUUGUUGACCAGUUUCUCCGGCUUCUUGCAGUAACAGGAUAUGUGGAUCAACAUGCACAAAGGUUCAAGCCUUCAGUUCGAACCAUGGUAAUGGCAGACCCUAACAUGGAAGCAACCACACGCGCAUGCUUUGACAUCGGAAAUUGCUGUACCUCGAAAGCCCCGGAGUUCUUCCGUCAAAAUAAAAACCAAUUCCCUUCAUCAGCUAGAGACACUCCGUUUCAGUUUGGGCUGAACACCGAUCUCAACUAUUUUGAGUGGCUUGAUCAGAAUCCAGCUCUGGCAAAAGACUUCCAACAAUGGAUGGCUCUCAAGCAGGAGGCUACAGCUAGCUGGACAGAUUGGUUCGAUAUACAAAAGCAUAUCAUUGAUGGCUUCGAUGUCCAGUCUCCGGAUAACGUCCUGCUUGUGGAUGUUGGUGGAGGCGAGGGAAAAUAUCUGCGCGAGUUUAAAGAGAAGUUUCCCACCGCUCCCGGUCAGUUGGUAUUGCAGGAUCUCCCAAACGUUGUUUCGGCAAUCGAAAAUCCACCUGAUGUGGAGUUGAUGGCGCAUGACUUUUUCACUCCUCAGCCCGUGAAAGGCGCUCGGACAUACUUCAUGCAUUGGAUUCUUCAUGACUGGUCAGACGAGCGAUGUCGGUCCAUCUUGACGAACAUUGUGGCUGCAAUGAAGCCGGAUUAUUCGCGGCUGAUUCUUCACGAAUCACUCCUCCCAGAUACAAACUGUGACCUAUCAUCGGCAUGUAUGAGCAUUAUGAUGAUGUUACAAGUUGCAGCUUUUGAACGUUCCGAAGAGCAGUGGCGAGAUUUACUUGAAUCAGUCGGGUUGUCACACGUUACUUUCUAUCAAUCCCCUGGGAAUGGAGAGGGCAUCAUUGAGGCUAUCAAGUUAUAA